GACACCGCGGGGGGACACGGCCCCCCGGGACCCCCGGGACCCCCGGACACCGCGGACACCGCGGACACGCCGGACACUGCGGACACUCAGGGCACUCCGGACACCGCGGACACUGCGGACACUCGGAGCACUGAGCACACUCAGGGCACUCUGGACACACCGGACACUCAGGAAUAUUCAGGACAAUCGGGACACUGCGGACACUGCGGACACUCCGGACACGCCGGACACUGUGGACACUGUGGACACUCGGGCCACUGAGGACACUCAGGAAUAUUCAGGACAAUCGGGACACUGCGGACACUGCGGACACUCCGGACACGCCGGACACUGUGGACACUGUGGACACUCGGGCCACUGAGGACACUCAGGAGUAUUCAGGACAAUCGGGACACUGCGGACACUGCGGACACUCCGGACACGCCGGACACUGUGGACACUCGGGCCACUGAGGACACUCAGGAGUAUUCAGGACAAUCGGGACACUGCGGACACUGCGGACACUCGGGACGCUCGGGACACUGAGGAUACACUGGACACUCCGGACAGGCUGGACACUCGGGACACUGAGGACACUGAGGACGCUCCGGACACUGCGGACACUGCGGACACUCGGACACUGCGGCCAGACCGGACACUUGGACACUCAGACACUUGGACACUCAGACACUCGGACACUGGGACACUGGGACACUCGGACACUGGGACACUCGGACACUGGGACACUCGGACACUCGGACACUGGGACACUGGGACACUGGGACACUGGGACACUCGGACACUGGGACACUCGGACACUGCAGACACUCGGACACUGGGACACUGGGACACUGGGACACUGGGACACUCGGACACUGGGACACUCGGACACUCGGACACUGGGACACUCGGACACUGGGACAUUGGGACACUCGGACACUGGGACACUCGGACACUGGGACACUCGGACACUCGGACACUGGGACACUCGGACACUGGGACACUGCGGCCGGGCCGGCAGGCGGCCAUGGAGGAGGCGGUGGUGAAGCAGGGCGGGCUGUACCUGCAGCUGCAGCAAACCUUCGGCAAGAAGUGGAAGAAGUUCUGGGCCGUGCUGUACCGGGAGAGCUCCUGCUCCACGGCGCGCCUGGAGCUGCUGGAGGGCCCCGAGCGGGCGCGCAAGGCCGAGGGCGGCCGGCGCCUGGUCCGGCUCAGCGACUGCGUCCACGUGGCCGAGGCGGGCGGCGACGCCGCCUGCCCCAAGGACACCGUCCCCUUCCUGCUGGAGACCACCGAGCGCCGCUUCCUGCUGGCCGCCGACGGCGCCGAGGCGGCCGAAUGGAUCCGGCGGCUGUGCGAGCUGGCGUUCCCGAGGAGCCGGGAGGAGCCGGGAGCGGCCAAGGAGGGCGCGGAGGGCGAGCUCUCCAUGGAGGAGAAUUCCCUGUACAGCUCGCGGGGCAAAGGUGGGAGCGGGGCCGGGGCUCCGCGGG
Vidua chalybeata is the source of this 1469-nucleotide messenger RNA. Its product is annotated as docking protein 2-like. Gene Ontology annotation, cellular component: cytoplasm. The transcript has 3 exons. Gene Ontology annotation, biological process: positive regulation of MAPK cascade; cell surface receptor protein tyrosine kinase signaling pathway. NCBI's taxonomy places the organism in Eukaryota, Metazoa, Chordata, Aves, Passeriformes, Viduidae. The record is from RefSeq and is a predicted model, not a curated record. The annotation marks the transcript as partial.